AUGUCGCAAGACCAGCCAGUUGAUGACCCGUACUUUUACGAUGAAGAUGACAGCAACAGCAUCACACCAGAGGACUGCUGGACCGUCAUCUCUUCGUUUUUCCAGGAGAAAGGUUUGGUGUCACAACAGUUGGACUCUUUCGACGAGUUCAUCGAGUCCACUAUUCAAGAGCUUGUUUGGGAAGACUCUCAUUUAAUUUUGGACCAGCCCGCACAGCACACAUCGGAGGACCAAUAUGAGAACAAGCGGUUUGAGAUUACCUUUGGCAAGAUUUAUAUUUCUAAGCCGACGCAAACGGAAGGCGAUGGUACUACCCAUCCCAUGUUCCCACAAGAGGCUCGUUUGCGUAACUUGACUUACUCUUCUCCUUUGUAUGUGGACAUGACUAAGAAGAAGUUUACCUCGGAUGACAGAAUCCGGAAAGGCAAUGAGCUUGAAUGGAUCGAGGAGAAAGUUGAUAAUGAAGAUGCGCAGUCUAAAGUGUUUUUGGGUAAAGUUCCAAUUAUGUUAAGAUCGAAAUUUUGUAUGUUGCGAGACUUGGGUGAACAUGAAUUUUACGAGUUGAAAGAAUGCCCAUAUGAUAUGGGUGGCUAUUUUGUCAUCAAUGGUUCUGAAAAAGUUUUGAUUGCCCAAGAACGUAGUGCUGCCAACAUUGUUCAAGUCUUCAAAAAAGCUGCUCCUUCGCCAAUUUCCCAUGUUGCAGAAAUCAGAUCUGCCCUCGAGAAGGGUUCGCGUUUGAUUUCCUCCAUGCAAAUUAAAUUGUAUGGUAGAGACGAUAAGGGUGUGUCAGGAAGAACAAUUAAGGCCACUUUACCAUACAUUAAGGAAGAUAUUCCUAUUGUUAUCGUAUUCAGAGCUCUUGGUGUUGUUCCUGAUGGCGAUAUUUUGGAGCACAUAUGUUACGAUGCCAAUGAUUGGCAAAUGUUGGAAAUGUUAAAGCCAUGUGUUGAGGAAGGUUUUGUCAUUCAAGAGCGUGAAGUUGCUCUCGACUUCAUCGGUAGAAGAGGUGUUUUGGGUAUAAGGAGAGAAAAACGUAUACAAUACGCAAAGGAUAUCUUGCAGAAGGAAAUUAUUGCCAAAUAUCACACAAGAGGCGGGUUUCGAGUCUAG
Messenger RNA from Clavispora lusitaniae ATCC 42720, 1110 nucleotides. The record is from RefSeq and is a predicted model, not a curated record. Lineage: Eukaryota; Fungi; Ascomycota; Pichiomycetes; Serinales; Metschnikowiaceae.